GAGUAAAUUUACUUUUCUAAUUCACCAUCUUUGUUUUCUCUGGCUCGCAAAACUAGACAAAUAGUAUUGCAAAUUGCAAUUGAGAUUGAAAUAGGUAACCUGAGGAAAGGAAAACAAUGGAGUAUGAUUACAAUUCAAACAGGCAUAGAUCUGGUGCAUCCUCCUUUGAUCCUCACAUCCCCAUGUACCAAAAGCUUUCUUCUUCUCAGCAACCCCAUGUUUCUUCAUCUUCUUUCUAUCCUAAAAUUGGUCAGUCUCAAACCGGUCAGCCUAUCCAUCCUCCUGCCCGUGCUCCUCCUUUUCCCCCUUCUUCGGCCCCUUCUUCUGGAACUGGCAUUAGGGUUCAAAUAAAGCCAGAAUAUAGGAUCACUCCUCCUCCUCAUAUGUUACCACACAUGGGAGACAUUCCACGAAGUACAUUUCAGUUUGAUUUUGAUUUAGAGAAGAAGAUACUUGCUGAGGCGGAGAAGGAAAACCAGAACUGGAGCCGCUUUGCAUCUGAAAAUCUUCCUUCAAGAACAACGCAAUCAAUACCAUCAGCUAUCCCUGUUGUGGAUCCUGUUGUUAGCAAAUAUGUAGCAUCAGGCCUGAAUCGAGAAGCAGUUCCUCUUGCAGUUGCAGCCUUUGGGGAUAAUCCCUCUAAGAUUCGAGAUUUUGUGAAGGGCUACAACCUCCUCCGAGAAAUGGGCUUCUCUUCGAACAAUGUUGCUGAAGCGCUUCUCAUGCAUGAUAAUGAUACAGACAAAGCUCUGGCGCAUUUCUUGAAUAGUUCAUCAUAAAAGAUUUCUUGGCUUUCUAUUAAUUUCCAAGAAUGAAUUAGUCUUUGUUAACGACGACCUCUUACAUUGAUGUAUUUAAUUCAGGUUGCCGAUCUAAUAUCGUUGGCUAAGACAUCGUCUCUGUUGUUGAGUUGGUGAUAGAUACCACUCCUUUGGUUUUACUUGAUUGAUCUGGCUUGAAUACCUUCAGAUUGUACAGAAAAGGAUCAUUCAAGAAUCAAGAUCAUUACUGUAGUCUGUAUGUGUACACUUUAAACCGCAUGAAUGUAGAGGAACUUUGUAAGAGGAGAAAAUUUGUGUUCA
This is a messenger RNA of Amaranthus tricolor (Joseph's coat), 1082 nucleotides long. RefSeq lists its product as uncharacterized. Gene Ontology annotation, cellular component: ESCRT I complex. Lineage: Eukaryota; Viridiplantae; Streptophyta; Magnoliopsida; Caryophyllales; Amaranthaceae. Gene Ontology annotation, molecular function: ubiquitin binding. The transcript is spliced from 5 exons. The record is from RefSeq and is a predicted model, not a curated record. Gene Ontology annotation, biological process: ubiquitin-dependent protein catabolic process via the multivesicular body sorting pathway. Bases 117 to 779 code for a protein of 220 amino acids.